Molecule: messenger RNA, 3989 nt
Organism: Numida meleagris (helmeted guineafowl)
Lineage: Eukaryota; Metazoa; Chordata; Aves; Galliformes; Numididae
Gene: POLD3
Product: DNA polymerase delta 3, accessory subunit
Exons: 10
Coding region: 688-2025 (445 amino acids)
Biological process (GO): DNA synthesis involved in UV-damage excision repair; DNA strand elongation involved in DNA replication; nucleotide-excision repair, DNA gap filling
Cellular component (GO): nucleus; delta DNA polymerase complex
Molecular function (GO): DNA-directed DNA polymerase activity
Source: RefSeq, a predicted model, not a curated record
AGCAGGGGGUUGAAACCAGAUGAUCUUUGAGGUCCUGUUCAACCCAGGCCAUUCUAGGAUUCUAUGAUUCUCAGUUUUUGUAAAUAAUGAACUAGUUCACGUGCAUAGAAUGUUCUCUCCGCAGCUCCAAACGUGCUUGAAAUUGAAGGCAAUUAUGUAUUGCAUUAGUUCUGUGCGUAGGAAUUAUUUCUUUUAAAGCUUUUCUGACACUGUCAUGCCUAUAGCCUGAGUUGAAUGGGUUUUCAGAGAAUGACCGAAUGGUUUGGGUUGGAAGGGACCUUUCAGAUCACCCAGUUCCAACCCCCCUGCUAUAGCAGGGAUACCUCCCUCUAGACCAGGCUGCUCACAGCCCCAUUUCCCUGAUUUCUUUUGGAAAUAACAAGGGAGCAGCCCUUGGCUCCCUAGAAUUGGCAAGAAGUUUAUCCACACCUUGUUUUAAAUACAUUAGGGCAAAUUUAAGAAUCAUGCAAGUACAUGAAUCCUGACACAGGGCACAUGGGAUAUAGAUCUAUGUUCAACUCGGUGUUAGUAGCAUUCUUAAAAUGAGAAAUAUCUACAAAGGCAAGUGCAUCACGAUCACUAAAUACCCUGGUUUUGAACGCUGUGAUCCCAGUGACUGCUGAGAGGUGACCUGCAGCCACAGUGGGUCACUGGGGCAGAGAUGAAGUUAGGAAUGGCACACAGGAGAUGUUCAGUGCUCCCCAGACUGGAUUCCUGAGGAUGAUCCGGAGAGGGCAGGACAGGAGGUCACACCUGGACAACGCUUCCAGAAGACGUGCGGGCGUCAGAGUAGCAUGGCACGAGUCAAUCACUGGGAGGAAAUGGACGAGAGUGCUUCAGGUCCUGUGCCUGCUGUGCCACAAGGUUGCAGUAGUGAGAGAGGAUAAGCUGGAAGCAAUGAAGUCUAAACUGGCCACGGUUACCAGCGUGCACGUCUACAGCAUUCAGAAAGCCUUGCUCAAAGACAGCGGGCCCCUCUACAACACGGACUACGACAUCAUCAAAACCAACCUGCACGACUGCAGCAAGUUCAGCGCCAUUCGCUGCGCUGAUGCGGUCCCCAGGACUCCAGCUGAGGUUGCUCAAGCGCGGGCGUUGGCGCGGGCCGGCUCCCAGGCACCGAGUGACAACACCAGCGCUGCCAACGCGCCGGCGCUCAACGGCCACGGUCCUUCGGCCCCUAAGCAGAGCUCACAGCAACCCAAGGGGAUCAUGGGGAUGUUUGCAGCCAAAGCCGCUUCCAAAGCUCAGGAUGCAAGUAAAGAACCCAAAGCGAAGGAGGCCCCGAGCGUGUCUGCAGCAAGCAGCAAGCCAUCAGCAAAGGGCAACAUCAUGAACAACUUCUUUGGAAAAGCUGCCAUGAAUAAACUCAAAGUCAACUCAGUGCCUGAGCAGCCAAAGGAGGAAAAAGAAGUCGCCAAGACUUCAGUUCCUGUAGCGCAACCAGAGUCAUCCCCUAAUACCAUAGUAGAGAAACCCGGGAGGAAAACAGAGCCUGCUAAAAUUCAAGCAAAGGACAAAAAGAGUAAAAUGAAGAGGGUGGAUAAGUCUGAUAACGAGGAGGAAAGAGAGCCCGAAAAUCAAAAGAAGAAGAGGAAACGAAUUAAACAACUGGAGUCUGACAGCAGUGACGAGGAAGAUGUCCUGGCAUCUCCCACGCUCGAGGAGGAGAAAGCUCCAUCUCCACCAGCUCCGGUACCUGCUCUGAAGGCUGAGCUGGAGCCUCCAUCCACUGAGGCUUCAGCUGGGGGAAAGAAGAGGAAACGGAAGCGCGUGCUGAAAUCCAAAAUGUUUGUUGAUGAAGAGGAAGGCUGCAUGGUGACUGAGAAGGUUUACGAGAGCGAAUCCUGCACGGACAGCGAGGAUGACUUCGCCAAGGCCAAGCCACCAGCUGCACCCAAGCAGCCUGCGCUGCCCGUGAAGAAAGAACCAAAGGAAGAGAGGAAGAACCAGAAGAAAGGGGCAGCCACCGCCAGCAGAGCCAACAAACAGGUCUCCAUCAUGGGCUUCUUUCAGAAGAAAUGAGCUGACUCUUUUUUUCCCCCCCCCGCUCCCUUUGGCAGCUUGGGAGUGUUGCUCUCUUUGCGUGGCUCUCUGAAAGCUGCUGCACGGGAGGAGGACAACACGCAAUCUUCCGUUACGUAAGAUAUCUUGCUUACUGUGUAAGUAAGCCCUCUGGACUACAUUUUGUAUUGGGAAGAAGUUUUAUCUGUUCCUGCCAUAACUUCAGGCUUCAGUUAUUAAGCUGCGUGAAAAUCACCACCUAGAUGCGACAUCUGGAAUGAACUCUUGAAAGACUGUUAGAUUAAAUAGAUUAUUUACGUGACAUUUUAUUUUUUUUUUAAGAUGGCCUCUUACCAGCUCGGUGUUGAAGGCCCUUUCCACAAGUGGUAGGUAGACUCCAGUGGGAGUCAAGUUCUGGCUUCAUCUUCUUUCCCUUCCCUCCCCCCCCACCCCGUUUUUACACCCCCCAGCUCUCCACAUUGAUCCAAAAGUUCACGUUGGUGAGGAGCUGCAGUGUAGCAGGUCUUCAGGCACACACACACACACAGAUAUUGAACAUCUGCUUCAGCUUGAACUGAAUGAAACAAACUGAAUUUUCCCCCUGAGACUGGUAAAUAGUUUUUGCUCUGCCUUUCGUAACCUUCUUUUUGGACAAAGCGGUGCAUAUAAAAUUCCCUUACUCUUUUCUUCCUUGAACAUAUCCUCUGUAAAUUGCUCAGAUGCCUAAUUAUAGAGCAGGACGCUGUUGGUGCUCUGUCUCUGCAGAAAACAUCUCGAAGGCUUCCCACACAAUUGGCUCUGGUGGAACUGGGGGAAGGCUUCGCUGUUAUUGGGAAAGCAGCGGUAUCUGUAACCUUGAGAGUUAACGAGUCAAAGGGGAGAGGGUGUUCAGAGGGCUCUCCUGGUAGGCCAGGGUCAGGUGUCCUUGUCUGUGAGGAGCUGCACGCAGCUUUGUGUUUUUGUUGGGCCUGGUUUGCUGCUGAAGUGUUUUACAGGCACAAACCAGACACCAUGGAGUUGUUUUCGAGGACAUCUCGUCAGCUGCCUCUGAAGGAAGUGUUGCAGCAAAUGGUUCUGAGAAACCAGUUACUGGAGGUGAAUAAAGCACUGCAGGCCCGCUGAUCAGAAAUAGCUCCUCAAUUUGGAUGCCUUCUGUCUUUUGGUGGUAAAAAUUUGUAUCGUAAAAGAGGUUUUUCCAGGGGAUGGGUGCUCAGCAUUUGUGAAACUCGGCCUGGUGAAGACUCAGGUGGGCAGCUGAUGUGGUCAGUGGUUGUUUCUGGGUGUUGCUGGGCCAAUGUGUGUAUUGCCACGUGCAUACAUGUUGGUAUACAGAGCGUUUGUGGUGGCACAAAGGUGUGGAGAGUGUAAACCAAGGGGGAGAUGCCUUUAGGCACACAGCUGAAAGUGUUCUGAUCUCUGGAUAGCAAGGGGACCAACUAAUUGAUUGCGCUGAUUGUAUCGUUCUGGCUAAGAGAUCAAGCUGGCGUCUCACAAAAUGGGAAUGCACACCUAAUAGUGAUCAGCUGUUGGUUCAGUUCCAGUUUCAUGACCCUAAGCAGCUUGCACCCUCAGCAAAUGGGAAAGGAUCUCCUUAAACAGCCACUGUGCUCAUGGCUGAUCCCAGCUGGAUGGGUUUGGCUGCUCGACGGAUGGAUCACUACAAGCAGGGGAUUGAGGGUAACCUCACGCUCCAGCAUCCUCCCCAUGCAGCUCUGGACUUUCUGAACUGGAAUCUUGUGGCAAAAAUAAGGGUAGGAGGCAGGAGGGCAGGCAUGGGAUGCUUUCAAGGUGUGUUUUUUGUGAUGUGUGCAGCAGAGAUCCACGGGGAGAAGUAAUGAAGGACCUUGUUGGGUAUGGAGGCCACCACUUGGUGCGUUGGUUUUCUUGGUGGAAUCGGGGGUAUAUUUUGAAACGUAAUAAGUAACAAAACAUGAAGAGCAGAUUUUUCUUGUCUUUUUUUAAUUCAUUAAAAGACGUGCUCCGUC